UCCCAAGCAGAGCUACAACUCAUACUGAAGCAGAGCUUUAGCUUAGACUUAUUAAACUCACACGCCAGAUCUGCGGAUUUGCAAAGAUAAUGGGCCAAUAUUCGCAGUGUACUUACUGUUUGUGACUUUGCACGCCUGCGCCAUGAUGCCCUUCAAAGGUUGGUACAUUGUGUUCGGAUGAUGUCUCUAUUGUUGGUUGGCUUUUUGUAUUUGCAAGAUGGAUAUUUGGUAUCAUGAUCAGCCACGUUCUAUCCCCGCUGUUGCAAUGGUCAUCGCAAAAAGGUAUAUCAGCAGCUCUUCCUGGUUACCCUCAGGAGACGCCCAUGCCAAACCACCAGAACGGAUUCCCAUUACGUCCGUUUAUGGAAUCGGAGGGAGGGCGUAUCUAUGAGAUUCUCCAGGCGAUUGGUGGCAGGAGGCGGCCUAAACUCACGUUUUUGUUUCCGCAAGGUUGAUGCCCACAUACAUUCAUCCUAAGAUUUUGAUCGAUCCUCUUCUAAGCGAAGAGCGACGGAACUCAUACAGAACAGAGCUCUCUUCCGUGUACUCGGUUGGCACAACCAGGAAUGCUUUUGCAGCUUACCUUCUAUAUCGUAUCCCUACGCAGGCGAUGUGUUGGGCAAUGACCAUGUGCGCCGCCCGUUUUUACAAUGUUGAAGGAUAUCUUGCAUCUCUCCAGGCCGCAUGUCUCGAGCGGUAUGCUACGACGUAUUUCAUAUCGCUGAAGGAAAUCGCUGAGAAGGCCGCGAUGGUGAACUUGCAAGGCGCUCAUGAUGCUGUGCUUGAGCUUGGGUACCGCAUAUGAAAUGUCCCUUGCCGGAUGGGAAGCAUUUUGUCGGAGGGGAGGCCCGACGUUGCCCCAUCGGCCAGACUACUGCUGCUGCACCUCGCCUUGCCGUUGCGCAGAAAAAAACAACAACGACGACGACGACGACGACGACAAC
This is a messenger RNA of Prorocentrum cordatum, 944 nucleotides long. The record is from the annotation of a GenBank genome assembly. Lineage: Eukaryota; Dinophyceae; Prorocentrales; Prorocentraceae.